CGCUAAAUUUAGGAGUUUGUAACCAUUUAGAAUAGCGGUUCUCGUGUCUACAGAGAGUGAAUGAGUGUGUGUGUGUGUGUGUGUGAAGCACGACAUUAUUAGGGGACGGAACAGGGGGCAGGCUGAGGAACACGCAUAACAUAGCAGCCUGAAGUUAGCGGCUAACCACGUAGCUAACUAGCACUGGAGUACUUGACAAGCAGACAGUGCUAGGUACACAUUUUCAACAACACGUUCAGUAACGGGAGUGUGUGUGACAGUAAGAACUCAGUAGUGUAUGUGCCCUGUGAGUGUAACAUUUCUCUUCAAUGGCUGCCCCUGGCUCCACCAGCAAUGUGCCGGAAGGAUUCCACUACGAGACCAAAUACGUCCUCCUGUCCUACCUCAGCCUGCCCCCGAGACCACAGGCCAGGCCUGAGGAAGGAGCAUCUGGACAAGCUGCACAAGAAGCAGCUGUGGACAAGACCAGCAGGAUGAAGGAGCAGAUUGAGGAACAGCUAAAGCAGCUAGAAGAAGAAAUCACUGCCUCUUUUCCAAGUACAGGCUUUGAUCGGCACACAUCCCCAGUGUUCAGUCCAGCGAAUCCUGAGAACACUAUAGAGGACAGCCUGGCCGUGCUGGGGGACCGUGUUGCACAAGUGCUGGACACACAUCUGACCUUGGCAGCACAGACACUUCUCAGUGGGCAGCUGAACUAUGAAGAUUUCCAAAAUGCAGUGAAGGAGAUUUCCUCCCAUUCUGAAGGAGGCUGGAGCAAGGUUUUGGUACCUUUAGUGUUACUGCAAGCCCUGCAUUGUAAGGGUCAACCGCUGGCCUCUCUACUUUCCCUGGGUGAGCGUUACUUAGUUGAGGUAGAGGCAGACUUCAUCAUCCAGCAGGGUGGAUGGAGUGCAGUGUUUGGCCUGGAGGAUGUGGAGGAACCAGGCGUGCUCAUAGCUGAAGACAGUAACGAUAUCUACAUCCUGUCAGGGGAGCAAGGCCGCGAGCAGCUGAGCCCCCCUGAGUCACUGCUCAUCAGUGUGGCAGAUAGCAGCGGUCUGAGCUCCUGGCACACAGAGAGUUUGCCCGUAUCAAUGAGUGGCCACGAAUCCUGGGCUCAGGUUGGCACCAUGGAGCCAGAGGAUGCCAAGAGUGUGGACAGUGGUGAGGGCGUGGCCUCAGCCGAGGAGCGCAGUGAGAACAACUCGUCCAACUCGGACAUUGUGCACGUGGAGCGUGAGGAGGCCGAGCUUCUGGAGGAGGGAGAAGCUGUAGAAGAGGGAGAGCUGCAGGAGAGCGUGCUCAGUGUCCUAGGCACUGAAAGCGAGCUGGAGGCCCUCAGAGAGGAGCUUAGAAGAGAAGCUUCAUCUCCACAACAGCCAGUUUCAGAAGCACCAGAGUCACUGAUGUCCCUAGAGGAGCAGAUUGUCAUCCUGGAGGCACCUCCUAGCCUGGUUGCUGCUGUUCCACCAGUUGAUAUAGAGCCAAAGUCCCUUACUUCUUCAUGGCCAACUGUCAUUGCUGAAGUUCCAAUUAAUGUACAGCAGGAAUCUCUCUCGCCUUCAUCCUACACUGUCAUCACUGAUGCUCCAGUUGAAGUAGAACCAGAAUACUUUGCGUCUUCAUCCUCUACUAUCAUUGCUGAUGCUCCAGUUGAUGUGAAGCUGGAAUGUUCUGUUCAUCCUUCCCUUCCUAUUGCUGCUACACCCCAAGUGCUUGACCCUGAACCUGAGCCUCAGUCAGCUCAGCCAGAACCUGUUCUAGCUCCUGUGGAGCCAAAGAUUCUAAGAACAGUUCAAGAACCAGAAGCUAAAUCUGAGCCACAGCCUGAAGCUGUCCAAGUAGCUCCAGUACAUGAGAUGCUACCACAAGAGCUACAAGCAGAGGUUGUACAGGCCAUUACAGCCCAGGAGCCACCUCUUUUACCCCCAGCUCCAGCACAGGAGAUACCAUCACUGGAACCACAGAUUGUAAAGGAGACGUCUGCUCCAACCCAGGUUCCUCUUGUUUUACCUUCUGCUGCAGCUCCAGAACAGGAAAUACUGCCACAGGAGCUACAGCCUGUACACACAGCAUCUGUUCCAGCUCAGGAACCACCUGCAGCUCCAGCACGCACAGAGCCUGUAGCAGAGCCUGUGUCCUCUGAGCUUCCAGUUCUUCUGUAUGGUGGUGCUGCACUGGCAGCCAUUGCUGCUUUGGUGGCCUAUGGAGCUCUGGCUUACAGGAAGAAGUAUUAGGAAGUGAACAUCUCGCCCUUCCCCGUGACCACACCACAUCAGUGACCCUUUUCAGGAACUGGGGCCAUUGUGCUGCCAAAAGUUGUGGGGAAAUUCAGUUCUCCUGUCUGCGCCAUGCUAAGUUUUGUCGAUUCUCUUCCAAGUUCCUGUUUUUUUGGGGGGGAUUUUUUUUUGGGUUUAAAUUUUUUUUUUUCCCCUGAGUUUUCGUUGUUUCAUAUUAUUGUUUCAGUGAACCACUACUGAGCCUCUGAACCACUACUGAGGCAUAUGCAUUGUCAAUUUGAUGUUCAUUUCACAUUCUCAUAUACAGUUCUCAUACGCUUGUUAAUUUGUCUUAGGUUUUAAAUUCUGUAAGACUGACAUGUGGGAAAUCAUGGUAUCAUUUUACCAGUUUUUAGAAGCAGGUAACUGUUAUUCAAGAAGAAUGGACUUGAUUUGGUGUUUUGAAAACAAUUAUGAUUUGCCAAAUAAAUAAAAGGUGCACACCUCAAA
Molecule: messenger RNA, 2708 nt
Organism: Pangasianodon hypophthalmus (striped catfish)
Lineage: Eukaryota; Metazoa; Chordata; Actinopteri; Siluriformes; Pangasiidae
Gene: bcl2l13
Product: BCL2 like 13
Exons: 7
Coding region: 309-2216 (635 amino acids)
Biological process (GO): regulation of apoptotic process; apoptotic process
Cellular component (GO): mitochondrion
Source: RefSeq, a predicted model, not a curated record